AUGCCACCGACCGGAAAACGACUUGCAGCGUCGGGCAACGCUGUCGGUGCCCUUGACAAGGGAUGUGUUAGGAUCGCGGUCAGCGUCUCGGGCGUGGGGCAGCAAAUCCGCCCGCUCAGCUCCGAGGCGAAGCGGAUGCUGCCACACGAGCUGGCGCCGAUCCACCUCGCGGCGGGUGAGGCGGUCAUCUACCACGGCGCUACAAGCCUGCACGGCUGCCGAGCGCUGGGGCCCUCCGAGGAGCGGUGGACGAUAACCCUCUUCUACUCGCUGCUGAAGGGCGUACACCGCGCGUACGCCGACAACUACGGCGUGGACGGCGUUGGGUGGAGCGAGGACCGCGAGGAGUUUGAGGAGGAGCAGAGCGGCAUGCAGUGGCACCCCGCGGCGCACGUGGCGGGGAGGAUGCACUGUAGGCAUGCGUUUGGCGGUGCACGCGCGAACCGAUGCUGCCGGCCGCACCGUAACACACCAAAAAACUACUUUGUCUUCGAGUGA
Molecule: messenger RNA, 498 nt
Organism: Emiliania huxleyi CCMP1516
Lineage: Eukaryota; Haptophyta; Isochrysidales; Noelaerhabdaceae
Exons: 3
Coding region: 1-498 (165 amino acids)
Source: RefSeq, a predicted model, not a curated record